This is a messenger RNA of Episyrphus balteatus (marmalade hoverfly), 671 nucleotides long. RefSeq names its product protein archease-like (gene Archease). The record is from RefSeq and is a predicted model, not a curated record. Gene Ontology annotation, biological process: tRNA splicing, via endonucleolytic cleavage and ligation. Gene Ontology annotation, cellular component: tRNA-splicing ligase complex. The transcript has 3 exons. Lineage: Eukaryota; Metazoa; Arthropoda; Insecta; Diptera; Syrphidae. The coding region runs from base 137 to 607 and encodes 156 amino acids.
AAGUAUGUCAACAAAACCAUUCUGCGAAAUUAAUUUAUGGUGAAACUCUUUAAAUAAAUUUAAUAAGAAAAUAAUUUUAUUUCUGAGUAAUAAAAUAAAAUACCUUGGACACAAAAAUAAAUAAAUUUUCUAAAAAAUGGAAGUUGAAUUUAGUAGAGAAGAUUUCUUUCUUCCAGAAAUUAAAUACGAAUACCUUGACCACACAGCUGAUGUUCAGUUACACGCAUGGGGUGAUUCACUGAAAGAGGCAUUCGAACAAUGUGGCAUGGCAAUGUUUGGAUAUAUGACAGAAUUGGAAUAUGUUUCGGUGGAAUCUUGCUACCAAAUCGAAGCCCAAGGUGAUGAUAUUGAAGGUUUGCUCUUCCAUUUCCUCGACGAAUUGCUAUUUUUGUUCUCCUGCGAACCUAAUCUCAUCUGUAGAAGACUUGAGAUUACAAAGUUUGAUAUGGAAACGUUUUCAAUUGAAUGCAAGUGCUAUGGUGAGCCUUUUGAAAUUGGCAAACACCCGCAGGGAACAGAAGUCAAGGCAAUAACUUACUCUGCGAUGCAGGUGCAUCAAGACGAUGCAAAUAAAAAGUACGAAGUGUUUGUUAUAAUUGACAUUUAAGUUGAAAGAUGUAUAAUUAUUUGUUUUAUUUUAAUAAGUAAAUAAUAUUUUUUUACAAAUUAAA